Messenger RNA from Adineta ricciae, 549 nucleotides. Lineage: Eukaryota; Metazoa; Rotifera; Eurotatoria; Adinetida; Adinetidae. The record is from the annotation of a GenBank genome assembly.
AUGAUAUAUACCAUAUAUAAACUAACUGUUUUUCUAUAUGUUGUUCAAUUAAACGGCUUCGUGACAACAACAUACAGUCAAAUGAUUGAUCAGAACAGCAUGGCUGAGACGAUCGAAAUUUGUUUUGAAGUUGGGCAUAGCUCAUCAAUUCGUUCGAAACCAACAACAAAUCAUAAUCCACCACGUACACACGACUGGAAAAUCUUUGUACGUUCGGCAGAGAUUCAUGGCGAUCUAAAUUGUUUAAUACAACGUUGUGUGUUUCAUCUACAUCCAGAAUUUCCCAAUCCUGUGCGAGAAUUGUUUACGACACCAUUUGCUGUACAAGAAAAUGGUUAUGCUGGCUUUUGUUUGCCCAUUGAAAUUUAUUUUAAAACCAAAAGAGAACCAAGGAAAUUUUUGAUAGAGUACGAUCUUGAUCUACAUCAAAAUGUUGAUGGACAGCCUUCGCGACAAAAAGAAAGUUAUCUACGAAAAUAUCGUUGCAGUUUUCGCGAUCCGGAUCCGGAAUUUCGCGAAAAACUACUUGCAGCUGGCGGCGUAAGUUAA